Coffea eugenioides is the source of this 2068-nucleotide messenger RNA. RefSeq lists its product as uncharacterized. Gene Ontology annotation, biological process: transcription by RNA polymerase I. NCBI's taxonomy places the organism in Eukaryota, Viridiplantae, Streptophyta, Magnoliopsida, Gentianales, Rubiaceae. The record is from RefSeq and is a predicted model, not a curated record. The transcript is spliced from 9 exons. Bases 127 to 2049 code for a protein of 640 amino acids. Gene Ontology annotation, cellular component: RNA polymerase I transcription regulator complex.
CGUCUAAACGGGGUGCAAGCUCUGCCUCGCUGCCGCUGCUUCUGCAGCUGCUACCGCCUCCGCCGCCCUCCCCCCGUUUUCUUAUAUAUGUUGAAGUGGUUCAGCACGCAGCAGUGAUUAGCAAACAUGUCAGAAAAACCAACUAAAAAACCGCCAAAGAAGACCAGGAAGGGCGCCAAAAAUCAUAACCCAAGGCGUAGUAUAAAGCCGUGGGAUCACGACGAUGAUAUUCCCUCCAUGAAAUCCAAGAACCUCAGGGGCAUUAAGGGAGCUAUACGGGCUGUUACGAACCCCAGUUACUGUUUAGAGAUGGGCAUUGGGAAUUUAAACCGGGAUGGUGAAAGUCUUCGGUACCAUCACCGGAAAAAACUCUGGUUGCUUCUGAAGAAGUUAAUGAGAAUGCAGAAUUGGGCCGAGGCCAGUGGUGUUUUAAGUGUUUUGCUUAGAGGGACUGCUAAAGAAAAAUCAAUUUCGAGAAAUCGAAUAAAAUAUUUUGCUACACUAGAGCUUCUCCAACGUAUAAAAGGUGAUAACAUUAACAAAAGAAGAAUGCAGGCUGUUUAUGACUUGUGGAUGAUGAGGUUAGGGCCAAUGAGAAUGCGGCCAGCAGAGGACAGGUUUGCUGCUCUAAAGGAAUAUAUACUUUUCUGUCUAACUCGAGGGGAUACAGAGGAUGCACACACGGCUGCUGUUUGUCUCAUGCAGGAAUGUGGUUUUGAUAGUGAUGCGGUCUCAAACUUGGUUGUCGGAUUGACAUUUUCGCAGUUAUGGUAUUCAAGUAUCCCAAAAGAAAUGCAAUUAGGGCGUUUGAGUAAGUGUGCUACUCCCAUGCAAUUGGAGAUCUCUGGAGGUAGAAUCUCUAUGUCACUUAAGAAUUCUGAGGAGCACAAUGCUAUUGAAUCUCAAGCAACAAAUGUUCCUUCCAAAUGUGCUUCAAACAUCUCUGUUGGCAACUACAAAGGUUAUUCAAAAAAUGAUGAUGUUGAUCAAAAUGGAGAAGUGUCAAUGAAUUUUGAGGAUAACAUGGGCGGACAAUCUCCCCACCAGUUCCAGGCACUAGGGUUUUACAUGCAUUCUGUGGAAAGAAGUGGAGAUGAAGAAUCUACAUCUCCAUUUCAGGGUGAUGUUGUACCUAGGACCUCCAUUUUCUAUACUUGUGGUCUACCGCCAUGGCUAUUGCCUUUGCAACUCCCUCAUUCAACUGAAAAUCUGGAGAAUUUCAUUUAUAUGCAUCGAAACUCACUUAAUGACUACUACAAGAAUGCAUUGAAAUAUUUCCGUGCUGCUCUUUACUCAGAGCCACCAGCAUAUGAGGCCUUUCAUCCUCUGAUACAGAUGCUAUUGGUUGGAGAUCAGGUUCAGGAGGCCUUGAAUGAGGUUGAAAAGUUUUCUUGUAAUCCAGAGACAGCACUUCAAUUAAGAUUGAAGACUAGUUUGUUGGAAUACUUUAAUGAUGGCAACUAUGGCAAACUUCCCACGCAUUUUGAGGACAUCUUGAAGAAGGACCCUACAUGUAGCUACUCAUUGGCUAGACUUGUGAAUAUGCAUCGAAUAGGGUAUUACGGUACUGAAAAGCUUGUUGAGAUGAUAGCAUGGCAUUUGGAUGCUGUGCUUGCAGAGUACAGUACAUGGAAAGAGUUUGCUUCCUGCUUUCUGGAGCUCUCGCAGACUGUGGGAGAUCAAGUAUCAGCAUGUUUUGACAGCAAUGAAGCUGGGAAGAAAGAGAACUUCUCAUGCAAUGUUAUUCAAAUUCCAGCAAUUUUUACCAACCCUGAAUCCCAAUGUACUUGGAGAUUACGGUGCAGGUGGUGGGAGAAACGUCAUUACAGUCGAAAGAUACUUGAAUCGGAAAUUGCAGCAGGAGACCUGCAACUCAUAACCUACAAGGCAGCGGCUGCAUGUCAUCUCUAUGGACGGGAAUUCAGAUAUGUUGUUAAAGCUAGUGAACAAUUAGGGAGGGAAAAAAAUAUUGAAUCGCUGUCUAUUUUGCGUAUGCAUGAUCGGAAUUCUGUUGGAUUUUAUUCUAGUAUUGGCAAGAAAAGUUUAUGAAUUAAGUGCAAUUGAUUAA